Molecule: messenger RNA, 1500 nt
Organism: Paramecium sonneborni
Lineage: Eukaryota; Ciliophora; Oligohymenophorea; Peniculida; Parameciidae
Source: the annotation of a GenBank genome assembly
AUGGGCAGGGAAUAAAUGAGUAAGGAUUAGAAAAAUGUGAAGAUUCUAAUGAUAUUUUUUAUGAUGGUUGUUAUUAGUGCAUAUUUUAAUAUGUAAUUCAUUGUUACAAAUUUAUUCAAGGUAUCUGUUUAAAAAUGUUUAGAAGGAUUUGAUUUAAUAAUUGAGAGGGAUGCUUUAAAAUAAUUUAUGCAAAUGAAGUUGAUGAUUUAGAAUAAGAAGAUAAAAAAUCAUAUUGUGGGGAUGAAAUUAAUCAAAUUCAGAAUAAUGUGAUGAUGGAACUCAAAAAAAUUUUGAUAGUUGUUCAGAAAAUUGUAAAAUAGAGGAAAAUUAUAGUUGCAAUUUUAAAUAAUCCAGUAUCUGCUAUUUAAAAACUAAAUUUUCAUUAGAAUAUUAAAAUCAAACAUAAGAACACUAAUUUGUUUAAUUGUUAUUCUCUAAUCAAGUAAAUAGGUAUAGAUUACAAUUUUACUUAAUCAAUCUAACCAAAAAUAAUCAAUUUAAAUUAAGAUUGAUAUCAAAUAUCAAUUUAUCCAGUAUGAUUAGUAUUAACAUUUUUAUUUACUUUACCAACCUAAAGUAUUAAGUUAGGACUAAAUUAAUGUUGCAAGUAGUUUUGAAAACUUUGGAAAUGUAUUAAUGAUUGGCUUAGGAACUAUUAGUAUAUUGAUAUUACUUUUUGGAGAUCCAUUAAGAAGGAUAGAAAUCUUUGACAUUUUACAAUUUUAAGCGUUUUUAAAAUUAGAAUCGUUAAUAAUUCAUCUGUUUUUAUAUAUUUUAAAUUUCAAGUAUAAAAGUAUAAAUUUAGUUUUUCCUUAAAAUCUAUAUAUAUAUUCUCAUUCUUCUGACUUUGUAUCAUUGAUAAUUUUAACUUUACUUUAACAAUAAAUCUAAUUCUAAUAACCUUUAAAAUAACUAAUAUUCUUAAUACCAUAAUUUAUGAUAACUUUAUUUAAAGCAUAGGUUAGCUUUAGGAAUAUUUAGUUAAUGCUGAUCUGUUUAUAAAUUUUUCAGGGUAAAUUUCCUAAGUGUACUUAAUCAUUUUUGUAUAUACUUUUAUCAUUUUAUACAAGAUCCUUUAACAAUAAUUGUUUAAACUCUAAAAUUUUUAUAUAUUAUUAGAUCAAAUAAAUCCAAAUGCUUAUAAACUUUAGAAAUUAAACUAUAUAAAUUAAAUAAAAAAUUCAUCUAUCUAAGGAAACUCUAUAUUAUGAGAGCAUUUAAACAAAUUCCUUAUGCAAACACCUGGGAUUUUUUAUUCAAAGUUAUUUUAUUUAUUACAUCAAAUACUUAAUCAGAAUAUCGACAAAUCAUAUCUUAAUGUAUUUGUCUGGUUGUUUUAAGGUAGUUUUUUUUUUGUUAUUAUUGCAUUUCAAAGGAUUAAAGAAAAAUCUUGAUAUUUCUAAACUUAGAAAGCAUGAAGGCAUAUGCUAAUUAAACAAAAAAUUAUUCAUCUAAUAUCAAUUGGUUUGCAAAAAAGCGAUAUAUUGUAAUGUUAGAUGA